This is a messenger RNA of Prorocentrum cordatum, 402 nucleotides long. Lineage: Eukaryota; Dinophyceae; Prorocentrales; Prorocentraceae. The record is from the annotation of a GenBank genome assembly.
AUGUACGGCUUUGGGUGCACAGUUGAGCGCCGCAUGGCCAGCGUUGAGUUCGAGGUCGCCGCCCACUCCGGAAAAUUCAAAGAGGUCGACGGUAAGAUCACUGAGCUUCAGCAUCUCGUUGGUGUUCUUCGCUCAGAAGAGCCUCCUCCGCCCGUCAUCGCCGACAGAGUCCAGUUCGAUCGUGCUCCCGACCCCGUCAUCCUGGUUGCUCGCACGUGGGCCCUCACCACCAUGGACGCUUUCAAAAACCCCAUCAAGCCCAUCCUGGAGCAGAGCACGAUGUCGCUCGAAGAAGUUUCGUUCUCAGGUCUCCCUGCAUCUCAGUGCAUUCAGGUUCGUGUAUGUGGCGCCUCCCACUUCGCUCAGCGUGGCGUUUCUCAGAUUCUCGGUUCUCUUCGCUGA